Fulvia fulva is the source of this 1998-nucleotide messenger RNA. RefSeq lists its product as uncharacterized. NCBI's taxonomy places the organism in Eukaryota, Fungi, Ascomycota, Dothideomycetes, Mycosphaerellales, Mycosphaerellaceae. The transcript is spliced from 2 exons. The coding region runs from base 1 to 1998 and encodes 665 amino acids. The record is from RefSeq and is a predicted model, not a curated record.
AUGGACGGCGACGUUUCGGACCUUAUGAUGAGUCCUUUGAGUGGCAACGAGAGAGACGACUUCGGGAAGUCUCCCGGACAGAGAGGCGUUCUGUUGCUUGAUCGGACGAUGCAAAGGAACCGCGACUCUACCAGCCGCCUGCUACAGCUCCCGACUGAAUUACUUGCCGAUAUUGUGGAGCUUCUCGCCGACGAUCACGCCGCCUUGGCCAAUCUGGCGCUGGUCAACACAGAGUGUAGACAGCUCGCUCGCACGAGACAAUUCUGCUCGAUACGCUUCGAUUAUGGUGACAACUGUCGCAGUCUGCUCGAGCACCUUCUGAAAGAGGUCACGGAGCGGAGGCACGCAGGGCGCUCCACAUCUCAGAUCGACAGUAACGUUGCCAGGAAGCCACCUAUCUCGACCUGUGUCAGACGUGUGACCGUUGCUUCCAGCCCAGUUUGGGUAGCAGCUUACCAUAACGAACUCUAUCAGUCAAUCUUCGGCGAGUCCGCCAGAUCAAUAAGCCGAGAAGAACGCAAAGCUUUGCAGACUCAAGCGAAAAACGGCUAUACUGCCUAUCGAGAUCGGCUUCUCGUAGCCAUAGCCACAGCCCUGCCAAAUAUAGAGAGCCUCGCUUGGCAUGAUAGGCACGAGGUCAACCAAGGGUUCUUCUCGAUGCUUAGAGUCACCUCUCUCCAGCAUUUGAAGUUGUCACGAGUGCCGGUACUUACCCCCCUCGUAUUGACGGGUCCGCUGUGGCCACUCCGGUCACUACACCUCAACGUGUGUACGCCCUUCCGGCGUAGUGUCGACAGCGGCGAUGAAGAUGUCGAUCCGUAUGAGUUGGCAGACUUUGUGGACUCUGUGCUUCGACUUUGCGCACCUAGUCUCGAUUACCUGUACCUUGGAUCCUCUGGACUACCAACUUUCAUGUCGAGGGAGGUCUUGAGCUUUCCUCGCCUGCGAACCUAUCGAAAGUCGUGGAAUGCACGCAUUGCAUCAGUGACCCUUCCCGCAGUUCUCACUGCUUCUCUGACAGAGCUCGAGCUUGGCGAGUGUAAUACUGCACAGAUAUCCAAGCACAUGGCCGUCAUGGAAGGUUGUCAGCCAUGUGAGCGCCUGGAAACCCUGGUGUGGUCCAAAGUUGAUGGAGAUAAUGUUGACGCCACGACCAGCUUCCUCACCAAGCACAAACAGAUACAAAAACUUUACAUCGAACGUUCUGCACACAAGGAGCUAGAACAGUAUGUUGUGCCGCUGCUAUCCUCUGGAGCAUUCAAUAGUCUGACAUCUUUGUCACUCUCUUGGGAGCCUGUCAACAACAGGGUGAAUCAGAUCAACCAGACCAUCCCACCACAAGUGGUCAAGAUCCCUAUCGAGUCGUUGGCGGCCAUCGGGACCAUGACCACGCUGCGGCAAUUAUGUCUGGAGGCUGGCGAAUUUGCUGGGUGGCGAUGCCAAUGGCUUGUUGAUCACGACGCUCUGCGGACCUGUCUUCGGACACUUCAGCAAUUGAGGAAGCUGGCCUUGAGUCGUGAUUCGUACCAGUUCAAGGAUUAUUCUCAGGUCGAAAGCUACUACGUAGAUAGGCUACCCUUUCUCAGCGCAGAGGGACGAGAGCGCGAGCGGCCAGCCCUAGAUUCCAGCAUGUGUUGGUUCGAAGCUGUGGAGCGACGAAAGGCUGAAGCUGACGAGGAAGCCAGGCGUGGGAGUGAUGGAACGGCCCACAGAAAGUACGGCGAUCCCCACAGACAAGUCGCCAAAGUAGGUGCUGAUGACUAUGACUCCCUACCGCAAGAAGAGCUCUGGGAACUCUGUCAUCGCAACUUCAUUCUUGAGGAGACCGAGAAGCAUGCUGCCGUGCUGCCGCGGCUUUCCUGGAUGUAUGCUGGGCAGUGGCCGAUGAACAUCAGGCGUGCUGACAAUGGCUUGCCUUCUGAGGCGGUGCCUUGCACCGAUCAAAGAGAUUCUUGCUACACUUUGCUUCGCUCAACGUUCGGCCUUCCGGACGCAUGA